Messenger RNA from Trifolium pratense (red clover), 2120 nucleotides. Its product is annotated as nucleolar protein 12. Gene Ontology annotation, cellular component: cytosol. The transcript is spliced from 6 exons. The record is from RefSeq and is a predicted model, not a curated record. The coding region runs from base 142 to 1680 and encodes 512 amino acids. Gene Ontology annotation, molecular function: mRNA binding. NCBI's taxonomy places the organism in Eukaryota, Viridiplantae, Streptophyta, Magnoliopsida, Fabales, Fabaceae.
CAUUUAUUUUUGUCUUGCGUUAAAACAAAAUUUGAAGUGGUAAUAGCUUUACCUUUCUCCUCCCUCCUACCUUCACUCUCAAAACGAUUUUAGGGUUUCUGCCCUAAAUUUAUUUUUCCGAUUUUUCCACGCAACUCAACAAUGGCCAAAAAGAAACAGAAAGACCCAAAACAAACCCCUCAAAACGACAACGUUUCAGCCCCUUCCAGCAUUUUCGACACACUUUUUGCCAACGCGCCGGAACAAAUCAUCCCCACCGCCGCCUCUCUAUUUUCCGAUGAAAACCCCUUUAAGAGAAAGGCUUCGCAACCAGCUUCCAUUUCCGACGUAUCCGAAAUAAGUGUCAGGAAGAAGAAGAAAGAGGAAAGCUCCGUGAUUGAUUCGAAUUCUGCAAUUGAAGUUUCAGAGAAGAAGAAAAAGAAGAAAAGUGGUUCAGAUGAAGGGAAAGAGAAAGAAAAAGAGCUUAAUUUGGAUGUAGAAACGAUUGGGAAGAAGAAGAAGAGGAAAAGGGAUGAGGUUGAGAAAGAGUGGGAGGAGAAGAAGUAUGGGAUUGUUGAGGGAGGGGAUAAAGAUGAAAAAGUUGGGAAUAAGAGAAAAUUGCGCGAUAAUCCGGCGGAUAUGUUGGUUUCAAAGGAAGGUUUUGAUGACGAAGAUAAGCUUUUGAGGACUAUUUUUGUUGGGAAUUUGCCUCUUAAGGUGAAAAAGAAGACUUUGUUGAAGGAGUUUAAGCAAUUUGGGGAGGUUGAAUCUGUUAGGAUUCGUUCUGUUCCUUUAAAAGAUACCAAAAAGCCUAGAAAGGGAGCUAUCCUUUCGAAGCAGAUCGAUGAAUCGGCUGAAAGUGUCAAUGGUUACGUUGUUUUCAAAACAGAGGAGUCUGCUCAGGCUUCUUUGGCUCACAACAUGACUGUGGUUGAAGGAAAUCACAUUCGUGUUGAUAGGGCAUGCCCACCCCGCAAGAAACUUAAAGGGGAUAAAUCUUCGCAUUAUGAUAAUAAGAGAACUGUUUUUGUGGGCAAUCUCCCGUUUGAUGUGAAGGAUGAAGAACUUUAUCAGCUAUUUAGUAGUAUACCCAAUCUAGAAUCAAGUGUAGAAGCUGUUAGAGUUGUCCGAGAUCCUCAUCUUAAUGUUGGAAAGGGAAUUGCGUAUGUGCUAUUUAAAACAAGGGAAGCUACCAUUUCCGUUGUUAAGAAACGGUCCUUGAAGCUGCGAGAUCGAGAAUUGAGACUCACUCAUGCCAAAGCAGAUGCUAGUGCUACGCCAUCUAAAAGGCCGUACUCUCCAGCGGCACGACUCAGCCAUGGCAAACCAGGUGCUACCCCAUCUAAAAGGCCAUACUCUCCAGCAGCACAAGCUCAUAGUACCCCUGCAAAGAGGUUUUCAGGGGAUUCAAGGUCUCCUUCAAGCAUUCAGAACAGGUCAAACAGCAAAGGUACUGCAUCUUAUCAGGGUCUGCGUGCAACCAAAACUGAUGUCCACAAGAAAAGUCACGGUGCAGAAAAACCAAAAGAGCGCACAAAGAAAAGACCAACAGUAGCUGCCAGAAAGGCUAAAGCAAACAUGCAGAAGGAGGGUGGUACACCAAAGGGUGCUACACCAAAACAAGCAGGGUUCAAACGCAAGUUUGAUAGUCGCACUCCUGAUAGCUCCCGACGAGUUAACAAAACCCAAAAGAAGAGGUAGCAUGUUUCUAAUGACAUCAGAAAUUCAAUUUUGUUUUCCUCUGGUUAGAAUUCGCUAGCUCUGAAGGCUGAUGAACCUAUGUAUGCACAUGGAGGGAAGAGUUUGACACUGACGUGUGCCAUCAUCGGUGUUCUCAGUUAAUCUCCCAUUGGAAUUUAAUUAAAGGUGUAACUGUGAACAGUAAAAAAAGCAGUAGACACAGGGUGACAGAAAUUAACUCUUAUAUUUUUAAAUUCUUUUUACAUUAUCGUCCAAAAAAUUGUGUAAGUUUUAUUAUAGAACUUUGAUAAGCUUUGUUGUGGCACUUCUGUCUUUUGGAAAUUGUAAUGGUCCAUCAUUUUUGCACCUAAACUUGUUUAUCAGAGAGUUUUAGUGAAGCUGCUGUUGCCCAUCAUUUGAUACUUGAUAAUAUGAACUCUGUUAUCUGUUGUAUCAUGAAA